CCGGCUUCCCGGGGUCUACCCUCCGGGAGAGCCACCGGGCCCGCGCGGGACCAUGAAAGAGCCCCUCCUGGACAUGGAGAGGCUGGAAUUCCGGCUCAGCCUGGCCCCGGGCCUCCGUUGCCAGAAGCAAACUGACCUGGUGCCCGUGUGCCGGACGUGCCAGACGUGCCUGCUGGCCCGGAUAGUCUUCGUCACCCGGGAGUGGUUCCAGAGGUCCGCCGCAGGGCACCAGAGGAAGUUCCUGGUCGGCAUCUUCCAACGGCUGAAGAGCCCCGGGCUGCUGACCUCCGUCUGGACUCUCCUGGGCCCCUCGCAGGGGAAGGACUUCCUGCACGCCCGCACCUACCUUGGCCCCAGGCCGGCCGAGGAGGCCGGAGGCUCCCCGCUGGGCCACGUGCCGAGGAAGGAGAAGCUGGAGGCCGUGACGCUGGCGACCUGGAAGUGGUUCGCUCGGCAAUCCUACUGGACCAAAGCCAACUUCACCGUCCACCUCCUGCAGAUGUGCAGCCCGGCCCUCUUGAAUUUCGCUGCCUCUCUGCUGAGGGACCAGGCUAGGCUGGUGGACGUGGAGCAGAAGGCAAGAGCAGAGCGCAUAGUCAACAUCCCAGGUGACGCCUCCAAACGUGAGAUUAAAUUAAUUUCCAAGAGAGGAAAACACUCGUCGUCUUCCGAUAGCUCUUGGGAUUCCUCCUCUGACACCCAGAUCAUUCGUUCUGCGGUCUCUCCUGAAAAGCAAGCAUUCCUGCAGUACAUCUUCCAAGAGGCGGAUAUAAACCUCAGUGAAACCCGGUCCAGGGCGGAGAAGCUGAAUUCGAGGUUUGAGGAGGAGGAGGAGGAGAAGGUCCUUCGCGUAGAGCCCGGUCUGCUGUUGGAGACCAAGGUCCUCCCGGCUAUCACCACAAGACCCGCCUCUCUCUGGCGAUCAACCAGAUUUUCCCAGUACAUGGAUUUUAUCCGCUACCUGCCCAUCCAUCUCUCCAAGUACAUCUUAGGUCUUCUGGACCCAAGCUCUUUGAAUAAGUGUAUCUCUGUUAGCCGCCACUGGGCAUUUCUGGCCCGACAAGUCAAACAGGACCACGUGACCCAGAAGUCCCUUCAGGAGUUGAUUGUCUUGCUGCAGGGAUCCUAUCCUCGGGGAAUAAAUCCAUCCUAUGCCAGCUGGCACCUCAUUCCAGUGCCCAAGGUCACUGAAGAUGGGGAGAUCAUCAAAUUCAAAGGACUCAAAUGGAAACUUAGAACGAAGAAUGAGUACAGCCUGGAGGCGGCUUAUUAUGGGCAGGAGACAGAAAUGAUCCCCAUGGAAGAGAGGAACAUCUUCUGCAGCACGUACAACGUUCGCAUCUUGACCGACACGUGGGAGCAGAACAGAGUGAUUCACUACUGCGGCGGAGAGCUGGUAGCCUUGGGGUCCACGGAUCGGAAGAUCAGGCUGCUGGACAUCUUCCAUAUGAAGGAGGUGCCACCUGUUUUCCAAGGCCACGCCGGCAGCAUCAGAGCCCUCAUCCUCUCCGAGAAGGACUCAUUUGUCCUCAGCGGGAGUUACGACUUGAGUAUCAGAUGCUGGAGUAUGGUCACUGGGACCUGCACCAGAAUUUUUAACGGUCACAUGGGAACCAUCACGGCCUUGGAUUUAUACGAAAACAGACUUGCAUCAGGAGCGAGGGACUGCCAGGUGAAAGUUUGGGACAUAAUCAGCGGGAAGUGCCUGAGAACCUUCAAACACAAAGAUCCUGUUCUGUGCACCAGGAUCGACGCCACCUACAUCGUGAGCGGCUGCGAACAGGGCCAGGUCAGCGUGUGGCACUUCGACUCCGCCACCCUGGUCAAGACUCUGAAUGGUCACGAAGGAGCAGUGAAGUGCCUCUGCUUUGACCAGUGGCAUCUCCUGUCGGGGAGCGUGGACGGCUACGUGUUGGGGUGGAGCAUGGUGGGAAAACACCAGCGAUGUUUGACGGCUUUCAAGCACCCAAGGGAGGUACUCCACGUGGCUUUCCUCUACCUCCGGGUCAUCAGCAGCUGCGCCGAUGGGAAAAUCCGGAUUUUUAACUUCUUGACCGGAGCCUGCCUGAAGGUCAUGAGAGUCAACAGCCGGGGUGACCCUGCCAACUCCUUCUACAUCAAAGGCAACAGGAUGGUUAUCAACACGGAGAGCAACAUCAUGAUGUUCCAGUUUGAGAACAUACAAUGGGAUUACGCUAACGGCCAGCCGAAAAUCGCCACCAAGUCCGUGAAACCCAAGGCCUUCAAGUCUCCCAAGCAGGGUCCUCUUCCCUAUCCUGAGGGAGCGUCAAGCCAAAAGCAGACGAAGCCCACCUCUCGCAAAGCUUCGGAAGAAAUUCAAGUCAAGGGAUGGGACUUUCCCAGGAAGCACUCCGUCCCCUCCGCUCCCUUCCUGCACCUGCCUCUCUCCGCAAGGAACAGGUCGCCUCCCGCAGGCUCAGAAGCCCAUCGCUCUCCAGCGGCGGAGGCGGCCGAGGUGAUUCUCUGGCAAGGAAAGAGACGGGGCCCGCGCCCGCCCAUGUCUCCGGACCGGCUCCUCCUGAGGGUCAGCACCCUGCAGCGGGCCCACAUGGCCAGCGCGGCCGGGAGCCAGGCGGGAGGUCGAGCACACGUCCGCGGUGCCUGGGGGUCGGCCGUCCUCCCCUCGAGCCGACCCAGGAAGGCGUUGCCCUUCAGGGGUCUGCCGUUCCCCGAGCCACCGGACGCGGAGGGGCAGGCCGAGGACGUCAGUCUCGCCCGGGGGUUGAAGAGGAUCAUGACGCCAUUUGAGAUCCAAAAGCUGCGACCCAACGUGAGGCGCUCCCUCCAAGGCCCCGACAUUCGCUCUCACAUCCCCGAGCCCGUGCUCGUGAGGUCCGGUUCCUGCGGCAGCCUGAAGAACAUACACAGGAAAGCGGAGCCCGACCCGGUCUGGAGGGCCGACGUCCACAGGGACGGGGAGGCGCGUCUGAUCGGCCGCCUGGUCGGCCUCCAGGCCAUCCGGCCCGAGCACAUGGUCAUCGGGAUCCCGUGGGGGACGGCCCCGCUCCCCAAGGAGAGGCCUCACCUCACCGUGCCCAACCCCUACCGUGUCAACAGUGGUUUCCGGCUGCUCACGGUGAAGGAGAUGGAGGAGAGCCGGGAUUCCCAGGUGGCCAAGUUCCAGGCCAUGAUGCCCACGGGCCCGGCAGACCCGGACAGGGCCCGCCGAAUUUCGUGGGUCCGGAAGAUCAAGGGCCUGCCGAUCGACAGAUUCAUGAAGGAGGGCAAGACGGCUGCCCCGGAGCUCGGCCGGAAUCUGUUUCUCUGAAUUAGGGGCGCCGCUGUCCCGUCGUGGGGGGACCGCGGGCAUCGGGGAGGGGUUUUUUUGGGCGGAGAGGAGGCCUGACCACUGCUCAGAUCUGCCACCUGGCACCUGGGCCCCGAGGAGGGAGCGUCUUAGAGACCGAGGGGAAGCUCUUACCCCGCGGGCGGUAUCCGGAGACGGGAGCAAUGAUCGGCGCUGACGGAAGCCUCUUUCCACACGGUGGUUGUCCCCACAGACGGGGCUGAGCCGUCGCAGCCUGCAUUCCCAGAGGCAGCAAUACCAACUGGCCAUGCCAGAAAU
Tachyglossus aculeatus (Australian echidna) is the source of this 3586-nucleotide messenger RNA. RefSeq names its product CMT1A duplicated region transcript 1 (gene FBXW10B). Gene Ontology annotation, molecular function: protein binding. The record is from RefSeq and is a predicted model, not a curated record. The transcript has 13 exons. Bases 53 to 3289 code for a protein of 1078 amino acids. NCBI's taxonomy places the organism in Eukaryota, Metazoa, Chordata, Mammalia, Monotremata, Tachyglossidae.